AUGACCGGCAUGGGCCGUUCGGUUGGGGGCCCCGUGGGGGCCCAGCAUUCGAGACCAUCGAGUCGGUCCUCUCUCCCUUCCCGGACUCCGGCAAUGGCUGGGGUGCCUCGUCUGGUGAUCUACGCCAGGGACCUCACCUUCAGUGAGGAUGACAAACUCGGUGAGCGAGGGGGUGAGCGAGGGGGUCAGCAUGCUGUCCGCAUGGGCAUGAUCUUUGUGUCUGGGGCAGGGAGGGGGGGAUUCGGUGUCGUCUAUCGGGGCGUCUUCAAAGGGCGGCCCGUGGCCGUCAAGGUCGCUCACCCCAGCGAAGAGCUCGCCCCGCACGUGCGUACACAGAGCGGCAGAAUUGACCUCACUCGUGGGGUGACCUCGCAUCUGUGUGUUGUGUGCAGGAGCAGUUCAUUGAGGUUCUGCGAGAGGUGGAGCCCAUGUUCCACCUGCGCCAUCCCAACAUCGUGGAGUUCCUGGGCGUGUGUGCGGCAGACGAAAAGCACGGCCUUAUGAUCGUCACUGGCAGGCGCUGCGUCUCCUUCGCUUCAUCCAAUUGUCUUCCUCUGUGCGUCUGCCGCCAUUCUCAGAGUUGUGUGAGUGCGGAUCGCUGGACAAAUAUUUGGCCAAGAACAGACCUUUGCCCCCCGAUGUGCGAGACAGAUUUGUGAGAGAGGUACGCACUGCAGACAGCGUCACGCGUCUCAUCUACCGGUGUGUCGAUUGCCGUCAGAUAUGUGAGGGUGUCCAGUACCUUCACGACCACGGGAUCGCUCACCUGGAUCUCAAACCAGGGAACAUUCUGGUGAGGGAGAGCCAUCUCCCGGUCAACGGCCGCAGGCUGGUUUCAUGUCCCACUUGUUUGUCAGUUGGCGAAGUAUCUGGUGAUCAAAAUAUCUGACUUCGGUAUGACGCGCAACACUCAGAGGACAACGAGUUCUUUUGCAGGUGGACAGAGACACUCACACGGAGACAGAAUGCAUCCAAUGCAUUCAUACCUUUGCUGCAGGCGGGGGGACGUACAACUUUAUGUCACCGGAAACAAUGAAUCCAGAGAAAUGUAAGGAAGGAUCCCUGUGAAGGGCGGCGUCCCGUGACUGCCCAUUUGUGCAGUGGUCAAGCCUUCUACCAAGUCGGAUAUCUGGACGUUGGGCGGGAUUCUGAGCGAGCUACACGGAGGGCAGCGGAUUCAUAAGUCCACAUGUCAGACGCACUAUGAGAUGGUGGCUGAUCGUGAUGCUUAG
This is a messenger RNA of Vitrella brassicaformis, 1232 nucleotides long. The record is from the annotation of a GenBank genome assembly. Lineage: Eukaryota; Vitrellaceae.